Arabidopsis thaliana (thale cress) is the source of this 1766-nucleotide messenger RNA. RefSeq lists its product as uncharacterized. Gene Ontology annotation, biological process: regulation of growth; gravitropism. The coding region runs from base 368 to 1231 and encodes 287 amino acids. The transcript is spliced from 5 exons. The record is from RefSeq and is marked reviewed. Gene Ontology annotation, cellular component: nucleus. Lineage: Eukaryota; Viridiplantae; Streptophyta; Magnoliopsida; Brassicales; Brassicaceae.
UUUGCAUGGGGAUAGGUGCGUUAAUAUGAGUGCUACGUUGUGAGCUGUAUAAAAGAAGAGUGUGGGAAUAGGUUUUAUCUGAACAGAACUUAACCAAAACCCAAACAAAUUGAAAGAAAAAAAAAACUUUUUUCCUUCUUCCUUGAUCCUUUAUCUUUUUCGAAGAAGUGAAUCUGGACGAAGAACUAAGGCCGCCAAUUUUGGAAUUUGAACCAUCAAAUUCAUCAACAACAAAAAAUAAAGAUCUUAAUCUUUGAAUUUCUACUUGUAUUUAAGCUUCUUGAUUCACCUUAAACCCGAGUUAUUUCAUUUCUUUUUCCACCUCUUUCUUUGUCUUCUUCUUCUUCUUCUUCCGGGUCACUAAGACAUGAAGUUUUUCGGGUGGAUGCAGAACAAGCUACAUGGGAAACAAGAGAUUACUCAUAGACCAAGCAUAUCCUCUGCUUCUUCUCAUCAUCCGAGAGAGGAGUUUAACGAUUGGCCUCACGGAUUACUCGCGAUUGGUACAUUCGGUAACAAAAAGCAGACACCACAAACACUUGAUCAAGAAGUGAUUCAAGAAGAGACAGUGUCUAACUUACACGUGGAAGGUCGUCAAGCACAAGAUACAGAUCAAGAGCUUUCUUCCUCCGAUGAUCUAGAAGAAGAUUUCACUCCCGAAGAAGUUGGGAAACUACAGAAGGAGCUGACGAAACUCUUGACGAGAAGGAGUAAGAAAAGGAAGUCUGAUGUGAAUCGAGAAUUAGCGAAUCUUCCUUUGGAUAGAUUCUUGAAUUGUCCUUCGAGUCUUGAGGUCGAUAGAAGAAUCAGUAACGCGCUUUGUGAUGAGAAGGAGGAAGACAUUGAGCGUACAAUCAGUGUUAUCCUAGGGAGAUGCAAAGCUAUUUCUACAGAGAGCAAGAACAAGACGAAGAAGAAUAAAAGAGAUUUGAGCAAAACCUCUGUUUCUCAUCUUCUCAAGAAGAUGUUUGUCUGUACAGAAGGUUUUUCUCCCGUUCCUCGCCCUAUCUUGAGAGACACGUUUCAAGAAACAAGAAUGGAGAAGUUGCUGAGAAUGAUGCUACACAAGAAAGUUAACACUCAAGCUUCAUCAAAGCAAACAUCGACAAAAAAAUACUUGCAAGACAAGCAACAGCUCUCGUUGAAGAACGAGGAAGAAGAAGGACGAAGCAGUAACGAUGGGGGGAAAUGGGUCAAAACAGAUUCUGAUUUCAUUGUUCUUGAGAUCUGAAUAUAUGGUCCACUUUUCCUUUUUCAUGUUCUUUCAAGAAAAUACAGGUAAAAUAAUUGACCUGAUCAGUGAAUCUUUGUUAUAUUAGCUUUGCUCAUAGUACUGAAUCUUAUACUAAAUAUUCUAUGUUUUGGCAGAUAGAGAAUCUUCACAAUAUCAAGACAAUUUCUUUUUCUCUCUGAUGAAAAGUUUUUGGGUCUCUCUAUCUAUCUGCAGAGAGCCCAUGAGUCCCUUUUUUUGCAUGGUUGGGUCCAUAAAACCAAAACAUGUUUUGGGAACUAAACAUCAGACAUCGUACAUGAGAUAUGUAUAUGCAUACAUACAUGUGUGUAUAUGUAAAGAUAGAUAUAUAUGCGUACAUGUAUGUAGUUUUGUAUUUUCAGGUGGAUAACCUUUGGUUUCUAGAAUUCCUGUCUCUGUCUCUUUUUUUUUUUAAAACUCUUUUUUGUAUCUUUCAUUUUUACAUGGUUUUGUUUCUUCAUGUAUCACAGAAGAGAACUAUUCAGAUUAAUAAAUACUUUUAUCGUAGCCUUGU